GGGAGACACCGGAGUUCUGUGCUGUUGAGGCCCUUCUGCUAACAGCUCGGAAGAAGGUCUUAAGCUUUGAGUUUGCCACUGUCGUCUGUCAGGAAGGGCCUUCAUCAUUGCCCUGUUCAGGCUGACACGGAGUGGUGUCUCCGUGAUCGGGACUAAAUUACCGGUGACAGCGAGCUGGCCUGUUGUUUAUGGUCGCGCUUUACUGUCAGCCCGCAGUGCCAAAGUCUCAAAAUCUCUGCCGAGGAUGCCACAAACAAACAAGUCAAAAAAUGUCCCGGCGUCUGACUCUCUUGGUUCGGUCCAAGCUAAAGCGACAGCUGUGGAGAACCGGGCUGCUGGGGACGCAGGAGGAGAGGAAAAUGUUGGGGACAAAGAGAUCAUUAAGUCACCUAGUGACCCUAAAGAGUACAGGUACAUUGUAUUAGACAACGGACUGCGAGCUCUGCUCAUCUCUGACUACAGUGGACCAGCAGCAUUAGAGGAUGAAGACUCAGACGGGGAAGAUGAGGAAGAGGAGGAGGAUGAAUCUGGAGAUGAAACAGGAGAUGAGUCUGAGGACGAGGACGAGGACAAGGACAGCGAUAACGAUGAUGAUGAGGGGAAAAAGAAGAAAGGAACUGCAGAGAAACAGUCUGCAGCAGCUCUAUGUGUGGGUGUGGGCAGUUUCAGCGACCCCAGCGAUCUCCCUGGCCUCGCUCACUUCCUUGAACACAUGGUAUUUAUGGGCAGUGAAAAAUACCCAUCUGAAAAUGGCUUUGACUCUUUCCUCAUGAAACAUGGUGGGAGUGACAACGCCUCCACUGACUGCGAGAGGACCGUUUUCCAGUUUGACGUCCAGAGAAAAAGCUUCAAAGAAGCUCUUGACAGGUGGGCGCAGUUCUUCAUCUGCCCCCUGAUGAUCCGAGAUGCCAUCGACAGAGAAGUGGAGGCCGUUGAUAGCGAGUACCAGCUAGCUAAGCCAUCCGAUUCCCACAGGAAGGAGAUGCUGUUUGGCAGUCUGGCUAAACCUGGGCACCCUAUGGGCAAAUUUUGCUGGGGGAAUGCAGAGACACUGAAGGAAGAGCCAAAGAAGAAGAAGAUCAAUGUCUAUAAGCGGCUGCGUGCCUUCUGGAAGAAGUACUACUCUGCUCACUACAUGACCCUGGCUGUCCAGUCAAAAGAGAAGCUGGACACUCUAGAGGAGUGGGUGAGAGAGAUCUUCGGCAAGGUGCCUAACAAUGGUCUGCCCAAGCCAGAUUUCUCUGAUAUGCUGAAUCCCUUUGACACGCCAGCCUUCUGCAAGCUCUACAGAGUUGUUCCUGUUAGGAAAGUUCAUGCUUUGAAUAUCACCUGGGCUCUUCCCCCUCAGGAGAAAUAUUACAGAGUGAAGCCUCUCCAUUACAUCUCAUGGCUGAUUGGCCAUGAAGGCACAGGAAGCAUCCUGUCAGUGCUGAGGAAGAAAUGUUGGGCUCUGGAUUUAUUUGGAGGAAACAGUGAGACUGGCUUUGACCAAAACACCACUUACUCCAUCUUCUCCAUCUCCAUCACUCUGACUGAUGAGGGGUUCCUGAACUUCUACCAGGUGACUCAUCUGGUGUUCCAGUAUCUGAAGGUGUUGCAGACACUUGGACCACAGCAAAGAAUAUAUGAAGAGGUGCAGAGAAUCGAGGCGAAUGAAUUUCACUAUCAGGAGCAGAUUGACCCCAUAGAGUAUGUUGAGGACAUUUGUGAAAACAUGCAACUGUUCCCUAAGGAGGACUUCCUGACAGGAGAUCAGCUUAUGUUUGAGUACAAUCCAGAAGUGAUCAGUGCAGCUCUGUCCCUCCUCACCCCAGAGAAAGCUAACUUGAUGCUGCUGUCACCAGAACACGAGGGCCAGUGUCCCCUCAGGGAGAAGUGGUUUGGCACACAAUACAGUGUUGAGGACAUCCAGCAGGAGUGGAUGGAGCGGUGGACAGGAAACCUGGAGCCGUGCAGCGACCUUCACCUUCCUGCAGAGAACAAGUUCAUCGCCACCGAAUUCACCCUGAAGCCAUCUGACUGCCCAGACACAAACUUCCCAGUGCGAAUAGCCGACAGCGACAAGGGCUGCCUGUGGUACAAGAAGGACAACAAAUUCAAAAUCCCAAAAGCCUACAUCAGAUUCCACUUGAUCUCUCCAGUAAUCCAACAAUCUGCUAAGAAUGUGGUUUUGUUUGACCUGCUGGUCAACAUCCUGAGCCACAAUCUGGCAGAGCCCGCCUAUGAGGCCGAAGUGGCGCAGCUGGAGUAUAAACUGGUGGCCGGCGAGCACGGCCUGAUCAUCAAAGUGAAAGGAUUCAACCACAAGCUGCCUUUGCUGUUCCACCUGAUUAUUGACCACCUGGCUGAUUUUUCUGUCUCCCCUGAUGUCUUCAGCAUGUUCACAGAGCAGUUAAAAAAAACCUACUUCAACAUCCUCAUUAAACCUGAGAAACUCGGCAAGGAUGUGCGUCUGUUGAUCUUGGAGCACUCUCGCUGGUCCAUGGUGGAGAAGUAUGAGGCUCUGACAGCCGGGCCGACCAUCGAAGAGCUGAUAGAGUUCAGUCGGAGCUGGGGGGCUGAGCUAUAUGCAGAGGGACUGGUGCAGGGGAACCUCAGCAGUGCUGAGUCUGUGCAGUUCCUGCAGUAUGUCACAGAUAAGUUGCAGUUCUCCAAGCUGCGAGCUGAGGUGCCGGUAAAGUUCAGAGUGGUGGAGCUCCCUCCGAAGCACCACAUCUGUAAAGUCAAAUCACUUAAUAAAGGCGACGCUAACUCUGAGGUCACUGUUUACUACCAGUCGGGGCUCAAAGCUUUAAGAGAACACACAUUGAUGGAACUGUUAAUUAUGCACAUGGAGGAGCCCUGCUUUAAUUUCCUCAGGACGAAAGAGACUCUGGGAUACCAUGUCUACCCCACCUGCAGGAACACCUCAGGCAUUCUGGGGUUUUCUGUCACUGUGGAAACGCAGGCCACCAAGUUUAAUACUGAGUUGGUGGAGUUAAAGAUUGAGGAGUUCUUGGUUUCAUUUGGGGAGAAGCUCAAUGCUCUGACUGAGGAGGCCUUCAGUACACAGGUGACCGCUUUGGUGAAGAUGAAGGAGUGUGAGGACACACACCUUGGUGAGGAGGUGAAUAGGAACUGGGCAGAGGUGGUUACGCAGGAGUACGUGUUCGACAGGCUCAACAGAGAGAUUGAGGCUCUGAAGCAGAUGACCAGGGAGGAGCUUGUUUCCUGGUUUCAAGGACAUCGUGAACAAAGCAGCCGCAAACUCAGUGUGCAUGUGGUGGGAUUUGGUGCUGAAGAGAAUGAUGACGAGGCUGGUGGUAAAAAACAAGGAGAAGAGGACAAAGAGGAGGUUUUAAGUGGCUCUACCUAUGGCGAGGUUUCGAAGCUUACCUUCCUUCCUGCAUCACCCAAGAUGACAGGUGCCAUAGCCAUCAUGGACAUUCCUACUUUCACCAAAGACCUGCCCCUCUUCCCCUACCACAAGAUACUCACAUAGACUUGUUUGCAUACUGUGAAGACAGACAGAUGGCCAAGCUCUGCCUCUUACUGAGCCACGCUCAGGGACUCUGCUUCAUUAGAGGUGCAGGCAUUUAACAUGAGCAUCAACUCCUGCUGGUUUUACCCAAAACAAUGUCCAUUAGCAAGAAGACUUGAGAGUGAUCAUGAACUUUUAUUUUAACUAAAUAAUAACUCUUAAGUGUCUGUUACUUUCUUUAUCCUAAACUGAGUAAAAAUCUAUGAACCAAACUGUAUUACUUGGUUCUCUGUUGGAGGUUCGUGUUGGAGCCCAGAAGGAAUUAAAUUCCUAAAAAGACAAAAAAAGAA
Messenger RNA from Melanotaenia boesemani (Boeseman's rainbowfish), 3810 nucleotides. Its product is annotated as nardilysin-like. Gene Ontology annotation, biological process: proteolysis. The transcript is spliced from 32 exons. The coding region runs from base 245 to 3481 and encodes 1078 amino acids. Gene Ontology annotation, molecular function: metal ion binding; metalloendopeptidase activity. The record is from RefSeq and is a predicted model, not a curated record. NCBI's taxonomy places the organism in Eukaryota, Metazoa, Chordata, Actinopteri, Atheriniformes, Melanotaeniidae.